AUCCUGACGUCAGCGGCCGGGGCGGUGCCAGGCUGCGGGCGGCGCUCCCCGAGGCGGCGGCGGCUCCGCUCCGCUCCGCACCCGCUCCGCACCGCUCGCCGCUGCCGCAGCCCCCCCAGAGCCCGCUGCCGCCGGGCCGCCCCCUCGCCGCCUCCUCCGGCGCAGGCUGCUCUGGGGCUCGAGGGCGAGCGAGAGGCAGAGCCGGCAGCAACCCGGGCAUCGGCAGCGAGCGCCCGGCCGGCCGCAGCAGCCCGGCAGCGGCUGGAAAUUUCGUCGUCUUCAGAGAGGGGAGGGAGAUCCUCGUCUUUACGAAGCCUCCUCAAUGAGUGCCAAGCUCUCCAAGGAGUUGAGGCUGUCCCUGCCGCCUUGCCUCCUGAACAGGACGUCCGCCACCUUGAACGCCAGCAGCACCUGCAUCGUGCAAGUGGGUCAGCUCUUCCAGUCCUUCUCGUCCACUCUGGUUUUAAUCGUGCUGGUCACCCUCAUCUUCUGCCUGAUCCUCCUCUCCCUCACCACCUUCCACGUCCACAAGAGGAAGAUGAAGAAGCGGAAGAUGCAAAAGGCUCAGGAGGAGUACGAAAGGGACCACUGCACCCGCAGCAGCAGUAGCGGCAGCCGGCAGCACCCCGGGACAGGGGCACGGGGAGAGGCACCCCAAGGAAGAGACAGCCGCCUGGGAAGACCCCCCCAGGACUCGGAGAUCCAGCGCCCCUCUCCCUCGGCAGCCCCCAGCUCCCAGCAGCCACGGGCUUCUUUGGACACAGCUGGCACGGGGCUCUUGCAAACAGUGAUUUUGUCAUGAUGGUUUGGGGGAGACCUCACGACGGCGCUGGUUGGUGUUUGUAAAUACCUGAGUGAUUAUUCUUGUCCCCGAAGAAGAAGAAAAAAACGUUGCUAAUUCAAAUGAACGAACGAGCCCCGAUCCAAGCGCAUGACAGAUCACAUUGCGUUUCUCAUUGACUGUGCAAGGAAAGGAUGCGUCUUUUUACCGGAGAAGGAGCUGCACUCAGCUACCACACACCAUCGUCCACCUGGAGGAGAGGGUCAGGGGUGGGGGUCCCUUUUCCCCGGACGUCAUUACCCUGAGGACCGGGGAUAUCCCACUCUCCUGGGCUUCCCCUGCACCCCAUGUCACCAUUGCAUGGCGUGGUUGGGGCGUGGGUGAGGGGUGCGGGGGGAGAGGCAGGUCUGGCGGGCACCUCGGGACCCCCUGUCCCCUCAGAGAAGGGUGACAGCCCACCACAUUCUCUUCUUCUGUGCCAGGACCUAUGCCCCUGUCCCACCCCUCUCACUCCUUUCCAGGACUGGAUAUUGUUUUGUGUAGAAAUGUCCUCCCCCGGUUGGGCUUCAGAAAACUGCAGGCGCCCCGUGGCCCCGUCCCCCCAGCCGCAGCGCUGAGCCCCCCACCAUCCACCCAGCAGGAUGGGCAGAGCAGAGCAGAGCCUUCCUCUCCCCUCAGCAUCCCUCACUUUCAAACACCCCCCGUGACACAGACCCCGAAACCUGGCACUGUUCUGCGUGGUGGUGAGAGGCGAUGCGCCCCAAGGGAGGGUGGCCUUGUCCCUCCUGGUGGUCCCCAAAAAACCUGGUUCUGCACCAGGCACCCUGCACCGACUGCGCUGCGUUCACAGCUUCACCUCCCGGCAAGGAAUCCUGCAGCAGAACGGGGCUGGCUCCUACUUUUUUUUUCUUUUUUUUUUUUUUUUUUUUUGGCUAAUAUGUAUUUUUAUCCCUCCUAACCUAGUAGGCAGUUAAGGAUGUGCAACAAUUUUCUCCCUUUUGGGGAGCAAACCGUGCAGUUGUGCAGAAUGUCAGCUCUUAACCCCUGGCAAACAUUUAUUUCAGAAGUGGCUGGUGUGGUUUCUCCUGAGCACACACCAGUAGCUUUUUGUGUGUGGCAGGCAGGUGCAAGGGGCUGUUAGUGCUGUGUGUGCUGGAGGAGCCCAAGGCAGCACCGGGUACAGAGAAUGGAGCUUCGCUGAGCGAUUAAAUCAGUGCCCAUUCCUUGGAGGUGCCUUAGCAGCGUGCUGUGUCCAAACUUUGAGACAUCUCGUGUGGUAUCACAGCAGAGGCAGCCCUCUACUGUGCAGAUUAACAUCUAAAAAAUACAGCAAAGGAAAAGUAAUCCCGAGGGAUUUCUUUUUCUUUUCUUUUUGCCUUUCCUAUCCCGGCAUUCAAAGUGGCAUGAGGAGAUAGUAGUAGUCCUCAGUUCUCAACGUUUUGUCCCCACUCUGCUGCACUCUGCCUCCCGGUGUGGCUGCUGGGCUGGAAAACCCCAGGCACAGGCAGGGAGCAAAUGCUGCUCACUGAGGUAAAAGGAGGAAGGAGGGCAGCAGAAGUGCUCCCUAAUCCUUCGACAGCGCCAAAAUGUGGAGGUUUCAGGGCAGCACCUCUGUUACCUCGUUUUACCCCUUCCUGAUGUUGUCUGGCCUGACAGGCAAUGACCGCUGGGUUUGGAUCCGUGCCUCCGGAUCCACGCUGUAGCAUCCCACUCGAGGAGCUGCUCCGCCAGCCGAGGUUAGUGUGGGGACGUGCCUGGAGCCAACGGGGCUUGCACGCUGCGGCGCGGCCGCACUGGUGGCUGAUGCUCCCCGGCAGCCGGUGCCACCAGAUGCUGAUGGCUCCUGCGUUGUUGCUGGGCAAGGAAAAUGGGCUUUUGUUUUGUUUCCCCUAAUAAAGGAUGCAUGAACUUUUGUGUUUAACCUCCUUAUGCAACUGCAGCACAGUAUUGCACCACAGGGAAUAGAUUUAGGACAACGAAGAGAGUUCAGUGAGCAGUAAUGGAGCUUCCUGGUCGUUGAUCUCCACUAAAUAGAGAGAUAUUACUUUCCCCUUUAUUUUGUGCCUUUUUCUUAAAAACCAAUGUAUAAUUUUGAGUUUUAUAAAAGCAAUAAGAUGUUCCAGAUCACUCCAGUGCAUUUCUGGUUGAUGGUUCCACUUCUUUAGUGUCUGAAAUCAGAUACUCUUCCUUCUGCCUUAUGCAUUCAAGGCAUGCAAUAAUUCCCCAGAAGUGUACUGCUUGUCACAUCUCAUUGCAGUUAUAAAAUUGCCCUAUUUUUGAA
Messenger RNA from Oxyura jamaicensis (ruddy duck), 3062 nucleotides. It is a transcript of the gene C1H11orf87, whose product is annotated as chromosome 1 C11orf87 homolog. The record is from RefSeq and is a predicted model, not a curated record. Bases 323 to 802 code for a protein of 159 amino acids. NCBI's taxonomy places the organism in Eukaryota, Metazoa, Chordata, Aves, Anseriformes, Anatidae. The transcript has 2 exons.